AUGAAGCCCGAAUACGAUUUUCUCUUCAAGUUGCUCCUUAUUGGAGACUCUGGGGUUGGGAAGUCCUGCUUGCUCCUGCGGUUUGCUGAUGAUACGUACACCGAGAGUUACAUCAGCACAAUCGGCGUCGAUUUUAAAAUCCGCACAAUCGACUUAGACGGGAAAACUGUCAAGCUACAGAUCUGGGAUACAGCAGGUCAAGAACGUUUCCGUACAAUUACGUCUUCUUACUAUCGCGGUGCUCACGGCAUAGUUGUUGUUUAUGAUGUAACGGAUCGUGAAUCUUUUUCUAAUGUAAAAAAUUGGAUGCAUGAGAUAGAAAGGUAUGCUACUGAGGGAGUAAGCAAAUUAUUAGUUGGUAAUAAAUCAGACUUAACAGCAAAAAAAGUUGUGAGCUACGAAGAAGGAAAAGAAUUAGCGGAUGCAUGCAAUAUAAGAUUUAUUGAAACUUCGGCAAAAAAUGCACAAAAUGUUGAAGAGGCAUUCCAUAUAAUGGCAUCGGAGAUAAAGGCUCGUGUACAAGUUGGGCAGCAGCAGAAUAGGCAGCAGCAGAACCUUCGCAUUGGCCCCACACAGCCUGUGCGCGCCUCUACUGGCUGCUGCGGCCGCGGCUGA
Eimeria maxima is the source of this 615-nucleotide messenger RNA. RefSeq names its product RAS small GTpase, putative. The record is from RefSeq and is a predicted model, not a curated record. Gene Ontology annotation, molecular function: GTPase activity; GTP binding. The transcript is spliced from 6 exons. Bases 1 to 615 code for a protein of 204 amino acids. NCBI's taxonomy places the organism in Eukaryota, Apicomplexa, Conoidasida, Eucoccidiorida, Eimeriidae.